This is a messenger RNA of Venturia canescens, 9576 nucleotides long. It is a transcript of the gene LUBEL, whose product is annotated as Linear Ubiquitin E3 ligase. The record is from RefSeq and is a predicted model, not a curated record. Gene Ontology annotation, molecular function: K48-linked polyubiquitin modification-dependent protein binding; ubiquitin protein ligase activity; K63-linked polyubiquitin modification-dependent protein binding. Bases 218 to 9235 code for a protein of 3005 amino acids. The transcript is spliced from 21 exons. Gene Ontology annotation, cellular component: LUBAC complex. Gene Ontology annotation, biological process: protein linear polyubiquitination. Lineage: Eukaryota; Metazoa; Arthropoda; Insecta; Hymenoptera; Ichneumonidae.
GACUUUCGCUCGUUUUUAUUCUAAAGAGUACAUUGCAGCUCUAUUCUCCGAUACGAAAUUCACGCGAGUUCGACGCUACCGAGGCGGGCUCAGCGACGACAGUGUUGCGUCGCCGGCUGGACCUCGGAGGCCCUUCUCGAAAGACUCUCGGGACAAAUAGGACGUACAUCGAGAACGAGAACAACACGAGUGGUAGAGACAGACCUCCGCGAGGUCAAUGAGUAACCAGGGAGCGGAAAGAUGGCGACCAAUGGCCAUCUCGAAUCCCUCAACUCGUUUGCGAAUGGCUCGUACGAUGCCCCAUUGGGUGAUGGAACAGCAACAGCAGCAGCAGCAGCAGCCAGGAAAAUCGACGCAGGAAGGUUCAUCGGGAUCCCGACGAGUACCGACGCCCCCAAGAUCGCCGCCACCUUCGUUGACCGGAGAUUGUGGUGACCCGGAUUACGAGGUCAUCGAGUUUCCGGUCCGAUCGCAGAACUCCACGAACCCGAACAUAUCGAGAAGCCCGUUAUCAACGGCAGCGAAAAGCUCAAGCUCCGAGCUGAAGAACGCCUCGGUGGUAUCAUCGAACAACUCGAACGCUCAAAAAUGCGCUCUCUGUGGCACAAAGAAUUUAUUCGCUCGAUGCGACACGUGCAAAGAGUUUUAUUGCGAGACUUGCGACGACGUUAAUCACAAACAUCCCAAAAGACGAGGCCACACGCGUCGCAGGAUCGUAAUACAGUCGCAGGAAAAAUCUGGAGCGAUGAGCCAAGACGGAGGUUUCAGGACGCGACCGCCUCUACCACCAAAAGGCGAGGCUCACGCUAAUCCACCGCCCGUUCCGCCACCACGAAGAAAUCGUAGAAACACUCAGGGAAGAUCGUCGAUAAAUCAGGAGAUUGCGAAGCAAGUUUCGUUGAACGAUAAGCACGGGAGUAUGAAAAGAACAAGUUCGAGUAUGCAGACCAGGCCGCUGCCGUCGACGCCGAAUUCAUCGUCAACAUUGACCUCGACGAGGUCGGCACAGUCUCUCGUUAAUCCUGCGACUCCAGAGUCCUCGGGAAUGGACAAAAUGUCAACUCUUCAAGAACGAUAUCGAAGGUAUCAGGAAGCUAUGAGGGCUCAGGAUGCCAAUCGAAGAAGAUUGCCGAAUUCACCUCACCCGGAGAACAACAAAGACACGAUGACCGUUCCCAGGCCAUUGAGUCUCACGAGUCCGAGAAAUAGCUUCACCGCAUCACCCACUCCACCCCCACCUCCACCCAGAAACAUGAUGCAGUCUGCCAGCGUGUGCGAUUUGUCAUCACCCCAUAUUUGGAACCCCGCUGCUAUGCAACAGGCCCAAUCUGUGGCACACCUAGGGCCCAGAGGAAUGCCCAUGAUUUGGUACCCACCGGUAAAUCCUUGGGACGCACCCGUCGGAGGUUCGACCAUGAGUCUAAAUCAUCCGCCGAUCCAAUGGGCCUAUCCGAUGGGCUACAGUUCCCAACAAAUGCUCCCACCACAUUAUCCUGGAAAUUUAUCACGAGGGCACAGUCCAGCACGCAGUGUCAAAUCGGGCAGACGGAGUCGAGCUCCCUCUCCUUCGCCCAGCUUGAAAUCAAGAAAAUCUCUCGCUUCUCGAUCUCGGUCGCGGAGAUCACCGGAUUCUCACUCGGACGCGAGCUCCGAAGAAUCGGAUGACUCGUCCGAUUUUGAUGAUCGGCUCUCGAGAAGCUCUAGAAAUCUACGACGAAACAGCCACUCUAAAAGCAGACACAGGAUCUAUCAGGACGACGAUGACAACCGGUCUUUGGUGUCGAAAAGUCGACAUGGAAAAUGGCGUUCGGAGGAUCGGAUAAACGGCGCGGAUUCGAAGCGGUGGUCCGGCAGUUCGAUGGAUAAGAAGCGAGAUUCGAGCGUGUCAUCGAGAAAUUACGAUUACGAGGAUGUAGAAUUGCGAGGAGGAGGAGGAGGGAUGAGAUCGCAUCGGCAAUCGGAGACGGAAGACGAUCGUCGAUCGCGAAACAGGGCGUCGUCGUUUAGCGAGGAUUCGAGAUCGUCGUUGCGAAGAAAUUCCUCGGGAUUGGUUGGUUCCCGUAAGUCCUCAGAGAAGUUCGAUUCCCGGGAGGGACGCAAUCGAUCGAGGCAGCAAUCAGAAACGGAAGAGGAUCGUAAGUCGAUCGGGCGAAGUUCAAAAUUGGACGAUUUAACGACGGGUACGAAUUCGGAAGCCCGUAAAAACUGGUUGAAGAAUGAGAACGGCAGUGGAAGAGACCGAGGAAGAAGAAGAAGGAGCAGCAUCGAGGAGGAAGCAUUGGAGCGUAGAUCGGCAGUUGUGCCACGAAGCAGAGUCAACAGUUCGUCGGAGGAUUACAACGAGAGAAAUUCAUCCUCGAGAAACGUUCGUAAGAUCGACGAGGGGCUCGCUAGCUUGAACAGAAGGCCGAUGUCCUCGCGGAGAAAUUCGACGACAACGUCGGAGCACGAGGACGUUAGAGAAGCGAUAAAAAGUCGAUCUCCGGCGAGGAGCUUGAAGAAAGCACCGUCUUCGGAUGAGCCGGAAGUCAAACGAGAUUUACCCACGAAACCGGUCGCUGCGAGACGACAAAUGCCACCGAUGAGCCCACCGAAAGUUGUCAACGAUCGUGAACUCGAUUCGCGAAAAAAUAGCAAACUUUCGAGCUCUCCGAGCCCGGUGAUUGUCAAUGCAGAAACGGUAAAUCAAUUCAAAGCCACAAAAUCCUCUGCAAAAUUGGAUGAGAAAACGGUAGACGCGAUUCGAAACGGCACCGAAAUAACUGAUAUCAAGAAAAAGCUCUCAGAGCCUGAAGAAACGACGGAUAAUCUGAACGACGUUGGAGAAGAAUGGCCCUGCGAACACUGCACUUUCAUCAACGAGGCAAGAGAAAAAGUUUGCGCAGUUUGCUGCAAAACUCGUAGCAGCGCUUUACCGAGUCCAAGCAUCGAAGACGAGCAAAACCCCCCUAACACGUCGAUCUCCAAUCCCAGCCCCGAACUUCGCGACAAGCCAAUUGGGAGUCUCAUCAAAAUCUCCAACAGCGAGGAAAGCGGGGACAGUGCUAAUACCGGAAAUGGCAAAGAGGAAUUCAGUGCUGCGAAUGAGGAGUCGGAGACCGAGGAGGUUUUUGAUUUUGACGAGAAGAACGACUCGAGCUUGACGGAAACAAACAUUCAUUCAUCCUUGAACGAGGGCGCUUCGUCCAAAAAAAUCGAAUUGAAAACCACUUCGACAUCGACUUCGCCUAUUAGAGAAAUUUUUGCGACCACGAACCAAACGUCGAGUGCUUCAAAUACCGUACCAUCCGGAAGUACACAUCCGGAAGUUGUGCAGAAAAAAGAUGAAACUCCAGUCAAUUCGUCGAUUUCCCCGACCUCGAAGAGCGCUGAAAAUCAAACGGGAAAUGCAACUGCCAAUCACGUCGCUGUUUCCAUCGAGAGGGGCACCUCGCCACCUCCGCAAAGUAUUUCGACCCAGACCUACGACGUGCUGCCACUAAAAUCGAACCAAAGCAUGAGAAGAUCAAAUUUGUUUCUAAACCGUGAAGACAGCGAUUCUGAGGAAGGGAGCAGAUUCAUUAACAGCCCGGAUUUGUAUCCGAGACACUCGCAGCAUCAGCAACAGCAUCCUCAACAUCAUUAUCUCGUGCAACCGACCUCGUCGCAUUGCACGAGGAGAAAUUCCAUUGAUUCAACUUCGCAGCUCUAUUAUCAUUCUAGGGAACCCAGUCAGCAUAGAUACGUUCCAGAUACUCCGACAUCCGGAAUCAUUCAACCAAGUUUUUCGACUAUAACGCGUCAAGGACUUGAACUCGUUGAAUUAUUGCGGGAGGCUGAGAAGUACGGUUUUUCGGCCGACGAUAUUCAAGUUGCGUUAGCACAGGGCGCAACAGACCCUGUUGAUUGGCUCAACAGACAGUGGCCACAUCUCAUCGAGACUGUCCAAGUAUUGGUGACAACAAGAGGCAAAGAAAUGCCCGACAGUGCGGAUGACGUCGGGAUUCUUAGCCCUGGUGAGGCCAAAGAAUACUUGAGACUGUCAAAAGGCGAUGUGUGGUCAGCUGUCGCUCGAGCUAUCCAACAGAGGCAGAGAAAAUGCGCAGACAUUAUGACUAGAGGUAACUUCACGAUGAUCGAGGUCGUCAAAGCUCUUAACGACAACGCCGGUAACGAGGAAGCCGCGUUGUUGGAGUUACAAAAAAAUCAAUUGAAACCGUUUUUAAUGAGAAUUUGGGGGCCACCUUCGGGGGUGGAGAAUGAAGAGGCUGCACCUCGGUUGGAUGCAGCUGUUGCGAUCGGUGAUUUAACACCAGAAAUUGGGGAACGCGUACCGGACGGAUCGGAUAAGGAAGCGAAGAAGCAGGUAAUGUCUUCCGUAGUUGAUGAUUUCGUGGCGUUGCAGGCGAGCUUUCAACAGCAACUGAGGAGGCCGAGCGACGAAUCGAGCCGUUUGUCGAAAGGUGAUGCGUCGACAGCGAGCCUCGGUAAUAAUCCGAACGAUUUAUUCAGCAGCAACUGCGAUAGAAACAAUGUUUCUGAAACGACUAAACUUUCGAGCUCGACGACGAACGAAAUGGUCGUUGCCAAGGCGCUCGAGACUGCAACGAAAAGUACAUCGGUCACCGUGAAAACUCAAGAGAAACAGGACGUUGGCAGUGUCCAGAAUGACGAACUACGAUCGACCAUCGUCGCCGACGAAAUCAACGAUACCAAACAAACUCCAAGUGACGAUUCGGAAAUCCAAGGUCCCAUAAAAAACGAGACAUCCAACAUUGAUAGAGGCGAAAAAAUAAUGAGGAUUACCCAAGAGCCGUUGAACGAGCUCAAAACUGAUGCCCCGUCGGCUCAAUCGACAAUUUCGAUCGAUAAUGUUGAUAAAACUAAGUCUGUCGAUCAAGUAACGGUCGAACAAUUAUUAUCUGCCGUUAAGGGUCUCCCAGAGCAGCUGAUUGGACCUCUGACCGUAGCGUUGCAGGGCAUCUCGCCAAAAAAUGUUGCGGACACUGCGCCGAUUCCGACGUCCGCUCUAAGCGCGAAUGAAAAAUCGGAAAAUCUCGAAGUACCUAAGAAUGACGAUUCGAUUGAGAAACCGAUGGAAAAUCAAUCAUUUUCCGUAGGUGACGAUGAUCCCUCGAAAAACACGGCGAUCGAACAAUCCCGAUUAACUAAUAACGACGAAAUCGACAGAAAUCGAGAAAUAGCGGAAAAAGUUGAAAAAAUCGAGUCAGCGAACAAGACGACAAACGGGACGAAGGUUGAAUCAACGAUGACGAAACGUAGCGAGAUUUAUUUCGAAACUUCCGUUCCUAAGGUUAAAGUAGAAUCUUUGACGGAAACGAUCGUCCCGAUAACUAAAGCCUUUGAAACGAAUGGAAUUGGUUCGACUACCGAUAAGAUUGAUCCCAGUAGGUUGACCGAAAAUGUAGAAAAUGUCGUUCCUGAUAUCAACGUUGAAACGUUGACCCGGACAAUUAUCCCGAUGGUAGCAGCCCAAAGUGACAAAGAAAACUACGAAAAUAUUGGAAGGCCCAAUUUAAAUGAGUUCGUCCAAGAGAUUGAGUCCAUUUCUGAGAUUAAUUUAGGGUCGUUGAACAAAAAAAUAGUGAGUACGGAGAAAGCUUUGUAUCGGAAAGACAUUAACGAAAGUAUUGAAGAUGUCAAACCCAAUAAUGUUUCUGAGAACACGGAGAACGCUGAUACCGAAGUGGGAACGGUAUCUCCGAGUCAAAAAAUUAUCCCAACAGUAGGAGCUGGUCAGACAGUAUUUCAUUUGGAAAGCGAGCAAGUUGAGACGAAUAAUAACCCUGAAAAAAUUGUAAUCGGUUCAUUUGCCGAAGAAAAAACUUUAGGAAUAACCCAAAUCGAUGAAAAACUUGUAUCCGAGCCUGAAAACUUUAGCUCCAUAAACGCUUGCGCGAAUGAAUUCGGUCCAAGAGUUGCAGAUUCUUUGCGCGAAGAUCCAGCUCUGUCUGGUCGAUGCCCCACCACGAGUCUUGCCCAUACCUUCGAAUUGAAGGUCACUGGUUCCCCAACCGUAGCGGUGAACGAUUGUCCUCCCUCCUGUUCUGAAAAACCUUUCGAGAUUAGAGCCGAACUUCCGCGUAAAGAGACUCCAAAGUCGUUCCCCAGCGACAGAAGCCUUAAGCUCCAGAAGCCUCUUUCAAAAGCAAUGUGCCACGUGAAAUCGAGACCGCGUUCUCCGAUCAAACGAUUUUUCACGAAAAGAGUGCCCAUUAGAUCGAUCAAAAAGUCCGUUCCGGUUACGAGGAAAGUUGCGGUCUUGUACGGCAGUUUACCAAAAAACACAGCAACCACGAAAGCGAAAGAAGCGGCUGAGCAAAUAACUAAAAAUUCGUCGACGGUCAAUAAAACUCUUGAAGAAAGUAAGUCAAGGGUCCCCGAACCAAAAUCGCUGGCAUCGAAGGGUCCCGAGGUGCCUGGAACUUCGAAAGUCCCUAAGAAAUUAAUUGAAGUAACGAAAGCAGGCAGCGAUCGACUGGCUACGAAAAACACGCCGGAAGAUUCGAAGACCAAAUGCACUGAAUCAGACGUCGCGAAAGCAAAAGUCCAAACGAUCGAGAAAAAAACAACAAAUAUUCCCACGAAGAUCGCGCGUGAAGGAGAAGAAUCUGCGAAUGCGAAAACGCAAUCAGCUGAGAAAACGAAGAAAACGAACCCUGUUGGAUCGCCCCCCAAAAGUCGAGCAGCCUCAAAGAUUCCGGUCUUCAAGGGCACGCCAAAAGUUGCUGCUCAAAACGUCUCGGUCGCCAGUCAAAAAUACAUUAACGUCAGAGUCUCAGAACCGCCCAAAGCGUCGGGGUCAACAUUACGAAUGGUCAAACGAAUAUCGCCACCGAAGAAACCGGUUGCAGGACCACUGGCCGUUCGUCAGAUUAUCAUACACGAGAAUGUCAACGGUAUCGAAAAAGUCCAAACUCUCGGGGUCAAAGUAACUGAUGAGCGAUUGGUCGACGCUGAGAAUUCGAAAAACAUUAAAUUGGCGUCAUCCACGCCUGUCGAAAAUCCUGUUGGCGGAGUUGAUCGCCCCACUGCGAAGGAUGAUCUUGAAAAAAUAGCAGAAUCGCGGGACCCCAAACAGGAAGAAAAUCGUGCAGCCUCCGAGGUAUCCGAGGCGAUAGAAAACUGUCAGGACGACUCGGAGGCUUCCGAGUACUCGGAAGCCGAAGAUAUUUUGCCAGCUGAGACCCUUGAAAUUGACGAAUCAGAAGAUUCCGAAGGUCACAGCGUAAUAUCAGAAAUUUCGCGAAAUUCUAGUGAGCAAGACUCCAGCGACGACAUCACGGACGCGGAGUUGAUGCUCCAAAAAACAUUAGACGGUAUAAAAUCUGUUCUAUCGGACAGCGAGUCCGAGGAACACAGUGGGGCAGAGGACCGCUCCGAAGGGGACGAAAACUCGGAAGAUGCCGAAGAGUAUUCGGAGAGCGACGAAGCCGAAGCGGUCUCUGGCAGCGAUUCUGAAAUUUACGAAGACCAAGAAGAAAUAGAACGAGAGGAAGAGAAUGAGGAGGAAGCUGAAAAGGCGGAAGAUGAAGAGGAGGAGAGAAGCGAAGAGAGCGAAUCUGUGGAGGAGCUGCCAUCAGUGAUAGAAAUAUUGAUAGCCGACCGAGCUCCGAAAACGGAGGAAGCUGAGAUGAGACAUGAAACUGAAGAAGUACCCGGUGAAAGCAAAAAUCAAAAAGAUCGCCCGGACGUUCCCGAGAGCUCUUCGAAGAAGCAAAAUUUCGAGCAAUCCGCGAACGUCGAAACAGCCAAAACGAAAAUCAUUCAGAAAGCAAAGCUCGCUAAUGGCAAAACCGUGAAAGGCCUCAGAGUCAGCGAGCCUGAAGUAAUCGUCGAAAAAAAAAUACCGACGAAGCGUUUCUCGAUCGUUGCAAGUUACGUUCAACAAUUUGAGGGCGAAAUACCACGAGUAGAGAAGACAAAUACGACCAAGAUUCCUGAGCUCAAGCCGGAUAACUCUCCCAAAAACGAGAGGGAGAGAACAGCGAGACGUCUACUCGCGGAGGGACGAGUUUCGAACUACGACGAAGCGGAAAUUGCCGCGAGUUUGCUCAUCCUCGACUUCAAUGACAACGAAGCAAUCCAAGCGGCGAAGGAAUGCCCGAGCGUCGAAUCGGCCAUUGCGUUUUUGCAACAGGAGUGCGAACUUUGCACGGGACGAUUUGCAGUCAGUCGGAUGAUUUCGAUGCUGAAAUGCAUCCAUCGUUGCUGCAACGAUUGUGCGAAAAAUUACUUCACGAUACAAAUAAGCGACCGUAACAUAAUGGACGCCGUUUGUCCGUUUUGCAAAGAGCCCGAUCUCAAGGACGCGAGCGAAGACGAUGUUCUCGAGUACUUCAGUAUCCUCGACAUUCAACUCAAGUCGUUGCUAGAUCCACCGAUCCAUGAGCUCUUUCAGAGAAAAUUGCGAGACAGAACGCUCAUGAAAGAUCCGAAUUUCAAAUGGUGUGCUCAGUGCUCUAGCGGAUUUUAUGCAAAUCCGAAUCAGAAGCGCUUAAUCUGCCCUGACUGCCAGUCCGUGACCUGUGCAUUUUGCAGACGGCCGUGGGAGAAACAACACGAGGGCACAACUUGUGAACAAUUUGCGGCAUGGAAGGAUGAAAACGAUCCUGAUAAUCAAGCAGCUGGUCUAGCCAAACACAUGGACGACAAUGGGAUCGAUUGUCCCAAGUGCAAGUUCCGUUAUUCCCUGUCACGUGGAGGCUGCAUGCACUUCACCUGCAAUCAGUGCAAGUACGAGUUUUGUUGUGGUUGCGGUAAAUCGUUUUUGAUGGGUGCGAAAUGUUCGGUCAGCCCGUACUGUGCGAAACUCGGUCUGCACGCGCAUCAUCCGCGAAAUUGUCUUUUUUAUCUCCGCGACAAAGAGCCCGCACAGUUGCAACGACUUCUGCACGAAAAUGGAAUCGAGUAUGACACGACGAAUCCAACGUCCGAACGAAAGUGCAAAAUUCAACUUCAGAAAGAAACGCCGACCGGUGUCGUCGACGCUGUAUGCAAUCUGGACGUUGUCGAGGAUCACGCUGGAUUGUGCAGGAUCCAUUACAUAGAGUAUCUCGUGAAAAAGAUUAGAGCAUCAAGGCUGGAGCCAUUGAAAUUACUGAAUAUCGAUGAUCUGGAGACUUGCAUUAAAAGGGCGGGCUUGAAUUUGCCUGCGAAUUGGUACAAAAGGGAUCAGGAGGAUUAUCGUCGUGAUCUUGUCGAGGUGGUGCAAAAAGAAAUACCUUUGGAAUGAUCAUGAGACCAGAAGAAAGGAAACCGAUUGCUGGGACUCACGUUUAGACCGCUUAAGACUACGUUAGAAUAUUCUGAAUAACACAAAACUGAAACAAACGAUUCAUAUUAAUGUCUAAUAUCACAUAGUUAACUUUUAUUUACAAUUUAAAGAGUUAGAUUUAAAUAUUUGGCAAUACAUCAACGAAUCAGAAUCAAGGCUUCUAAUUUAAUUCUCGAACAUUAUUCUUGUUAUUCUAAAAAGUGAAAAAUUUUACUAUAUGUACGUGUCAGGUAUGGGAAUUGGAAAGAGCAUAGAAGACCACGUUUUUAUAUUGAAACAAUGCAUAUUUUGCCAAUUAA